This is a messenger RNA of Vespa velutina, 8638 nucleotides long. Its product is annotated as nonsense-mediated mRNA decay factor SMG7-like. The record is from RefSeq and is a predicted model, not a curated record. Gene Ontology annotation, biological process: nuclear-transcribed mRNA catabolic process, nonsense-mediated decay. Gene Ontology annotation, cellular component: telomerase holoenzyme complex. NCBI's taxonomy places the organism in Eukaryota, Metazoa, Arthropoda, Insecta, Hymenoptera, Vespidae. The transcript is spliced from 11 exons. The coding region runs from base 829 to 4146 and encodes 1105 amino acids. Gene Ontology annotation, molecular function: protein binding; telomerase RNA binding; telomeric repeat DNA binding.
CGGCGCAGUUUUUCAAUACACGGAACACUCCGAGGCAUUCAUCCGUCAUUUCGUGUAUUUAACGAUGAUUCUGUCUAAAGUAAAUAUGUGAAAGUGAGUUUCAUAUUAAUCUCGGAAUUUCAUUUCAAGCUUCUAAUAUUUGUAUGCUAACACGGCAAAAUCAAAUGGAUAUUUUUUGUAUAUUUUAUCGUUUCGUUGUGUAGAUAUGUUAUCGCCACAUUGAAAUUAACCUAUAAUUAUAGUCAUAAUGGAUGUUAUAAUGCCAAAGUUUUACAUGCUUUUUAAAUUGAAUGUUUAUCAAGUUUAAUAGCGUAACAUUCUGUACCUAUCUAAAUUUAUUGUUUGUAAACAUUAUAUCUAUAUUAAGAUCAAAGCUUAAAAAAAAAAAAAGUAAAAACAUUUAUUCGUAACGAUCUUUAUUAGAUUUUAACUUUUAAAAUUUUAGCAAAAAGGAAAUUUAUUACUGGAACAAUAUAAUAAUAAGUGUUACAAAUCAUGAUUAACUAUUAUCUAAUAUUAUUUCUUGAAAUAUUGGUUAAGUCAAGUUAAAAAAGAUGCUUGGUAUAAUUGAAAAUAAUGAUAUUAUCUAACUAAAACAUAUUUUGAUUUCAGAGCAGCUAUAUAUCUUCAUAAUAAAAUACUAAAAAAAAAAAAAAGAAAAGAAAAAAAAAAAAGAGAGAAAAAAAAUUAUUUUUAUUAUUCUUACCAAAUUUAAAACAGAUGAUUAUAUUUAUAUCUAUAUAUACAUAUAUAUAUAUAUAUACAUAUAUAUUAUUGGAAUGUUAAACAGGUGAAACAUAUCAGUUUUAAGAGUAGGGUGCACAGAAUAUGGGCCUAAAAGCAGCUGUCCAAGCUCUGAAGAAAGCUGAACCAUUAAAGGAUAAGGUUCAACGUUGUAAAGAUCUAUUGAAUGAUAAUGAUGCUUGGGUGUGUCAACAACAACUACAAAAAAUUUAUCAACAAGUACUCAUUUUGGAUCUGGAGUACGCUUUGGACAAGAAAGUUGAACAGGAACUUUGGAAUCUUGGUUUUAAGAAUUAUAUAGCAACAUUGCAAUCUCAAGCAAAAGAUAGGAAAAAUCCAAAACGUGGAGAAUCUCAAGCCUUGUUGAGUUGGUGUUUGGAAGCAGCUAGUGGAUUUUAUUUGACAUUAUUGCAAGAAAUUUGUACAGCAUUUGACUUAGAUCUACCAUUUAGACGGAAAGGCUAUGUUUAUGGAUGCACUUCACCAUGGAAAGCUGUUGAAAAAUUGUCAACGCCUCACAAAUCAUCUUGUUUUUAUGCGUGCCAAUAUUGCCUUGUACACUUAGGAGACAUUGCUCGUUACAGAAAUGAAAGCAAGCAAGCUGAAUUAUUUUACAGACAUGCUGUAUCAUUGUCACCAUCAAGUGGACAGCCAUAUAAUCAGUUAGCUCUUCUUGAAGCAUCACGUGGAGAUAAAUUAGGAACUGUAUUUCAUUAUGCACGCUCUGUUACUGUGAAACAUCCAUUUCCUGUAGCAACAGCUAAUCUUGCAAAAACUUUAUCAUCCGCAUUAAAUGAUCAUUCAUAUAACAUUGAAGGAAAAACUAAAUUGAGUGCACAAGAAUAUGUGACUGUGUUUUUAAAACUUCAUGGCAUUAUACAUAAUCUUGGAGAUUUAAAAACUGCAUCCUCAUAUGUUAAAUUACUGACGGAGACAUUAACAGCAUUAGUGGCUACAGAAAGUUUCAGUUCAUGGAUGCUUGUACAAAUGUUGGUAAUAAAUUUAUAUGCUCUUCAGCAUACAACAGGCAUCACUUCAGAUGCGAUCGAAUUCUUAAAAACUGACCAAUUGUCUACUGAUGAAAAACUGGCAAAAAAUUGUAUUUUAGAUUUUAUUUCUGGCAGUUUAGCUGCAUUGUUGUUACCUGUCUAUACUAUAAAGAAUCGUAUUGUUGAAUAUUUUGCUUUACCUUCCAUAAAACUGUGUCUUGAUUGGAUUCGUAUAAAUCCUACAGUUUUGGAAGAGACAGCAUUUACUUCUAGACUCCAAAUUUGGCCCAGCCUUUGUGUAUUAUUAAAUGCUUUGCAACAAUCCAUUAUGGAUUUUAAAUAUGAUCAGUAUGUUAAAGUACCACUGCCAGAAGAUCGGGACUUGCAAGGCUUCCUACCAUUAGAAAAAAAUUUUGAAAAUUUGAAAUUCACAAAUACUGAUUUUGAAGAUGAUAUUGCGAUAUUAAAUAAACUCCGAGCUGUUCGUUUAAUUCAGUUGGGUCAUUAUUUAACACAGUAUCAAAUUAAUGGAUCUCCCUUAAUUGCUAUUGUAACAAGUGAACAAAUAGAAGAAAAUAGAUUUAUACCACUGAGUGAAGGUCCUGGCCCAAGCAAUGAGUUAAUGAAAGAACUUGAAGAGCUCAGCUUAAAUAAGGAAAAACCAAUUAUACCAGUGAGUCCUGUAUUAUCUGAAUCAGCUAGUAGCAAAGGAUCUGCAGAAAUUGAUAUAACAGAAAAUGCUCAGGAACGAAGAGUAGGUAUCCUAAAACCACAAGGUUCUUUAGAGCGAAAUAGAGAUUCAAUAACUAGUACCACAGAUAGUAACAUUGUUGAAUUAAAUUCUUUGCCGUCAACUCGGAAACCAAGGCAAAAUAUUGCAAUGCAAGCUAUAAUGCGACGUGCAGAAACAGAGCAAAAGCAAGUUACAUUUAAAAAUGUUUCACCAGUAUGUAUUGAAGAAGAAAAUGAUAAAAUAAAAACAACUGCGACUGUUUCUCCAAAUAAGCCCACAGGAAAUAAAAAUAUUCCAAUAACUACAGAAUCAACAAAAGUGAAUACAAAUGCAUUGAACACUGUUCAGAAUAGGCUUCCACUAAUACCGUGUGCUACAGUUACAAUUCAAAGUCAACCUACAACCAAUUCAAAUCAAUUAAAAUCUACAAAAAUACAACCAUCAUCACAGAUUAAUCAAGUUCCUUCUCAAGAGCAGUCUUCAGAUACAUUACCUCAAGCAUCCUGUCUACCUCAAUUUGGCCAGCAGUCGCAAACUUUAGGAUCACUUUGCUAUCAAAAUCAAUCUUUUAAUGUACAGAAUCCGCAAUUUGCGAAAAACUUUAUGUCUGGACACAUAGCAAAUAUGCCAACUUAUGCGCUACAGGGACAACUUAACAAAACGACACAGACACUAGCCCAAAAUUUGGGUAUACAGCAUGUCAUGAAUCAGAAUAGACCAGUUCUUCAAAGAAUGGUUCAAAAUGUACCUCAAAAUUCAUUAUUGCAGCAAAAUGUAGGAAUAUCGUCUACUGCACAGCAAAGUAUUAUGCCUAACAUAUCUCAAAAUAUGUAUGUACAACAAACUGCAAAUACUGGUCUACAACAAAAUAUGAACAUAAAUCGACAGCAGCAAAAUCACAAUAUAGGUAUUCAACAACCAAAUAUUAUUCCAAACAAUGUAAGAUCCAAUGGGAUAUCUACACAAAAUCAGAUUAACAUGCCAGCAACAAGCAUUGCAAACAAUAUUUCUACAAUACCAACAUUGAAUACAUAUCAAAAGAAUCUACAAGUUACUAAUAUUACAAACAUACCAAAUACUUCAUUAAGUCCAAACAAUAUAACAAAUUACCAACUUAAUUUUAAUCAGGACUUCCCUUUUUCAAAUCAAAUUGGUACACCUAAAAGUCAGCAACAAUCUACAAGUAAUUAUCAGGUUUUCCAAAAUUUUGACUCUCCAGACUUUGGUUUAUGGAAAGAUACUCAACCUCCUCAACCACCAGUUGCUUGGUGGGGAGCAACAAGAGGAACACAAAUACAUAAAGAUUCAUGCACUGCAGAUACUUUCCAGAAUUGGACUAAUGUUCCUAAUUCUGGAAAUAUGAAUAAUAGAUCUUUAAUGCCGUGCAGCAAUUAUCAACAAAAUACUUUGCCUGAAAGACAUUUUGGAACUGGAAAUAAUUUUGAAGACUCUAGAGCAUAUGAGAUGGAUCAAAAGCCCGUACAAUCAACCACAACAGGAAACACUUAUUCUUUAUUUAGUGGCAAUACAUGGGGUUCUGGUUCUCAAAUAUCUAAUCCUUCAAAUCAAGAUCAAAUGAAGGCUAGACUUAAUCAACAAUCUUUAUGGUCUGGACCUGGUCCUUCUCCUUUGGAGCGACUUCUUGAACAACAAAAGUCAUUGCGCGAAGGAGGUACUUGAAGGAAAAUUAUAUAGUCGUUGAAGAAGCAAAUGAGAAACUGAUUUUGCACCUAACAUAAAAGUUAGGUAAUCAGACAAAUAUGAUAGUAAUGUUACUAUGGUAAGAUCACUACACUGGACAAACAUGUGUUAAAAUCUUUAAAAAAAAAUGUAGAAGAAUACAAAGGGGGGAAGAAAAGUGUAGAUAAAUUAAAUCACACGUCCAGAGCGUUAUGAAACACGCUCAAAAAAGUAAUUUUCAUUAUUGUCUAUUAGUUGCGUAUGCAUUAACAGUGAGUAUGAAAACUCCAGUCAAACACACGAGGCUGUUUGGAAAUGCUUAUGUUAAAUUUAAUGGGAUGUAAGAAAAGAAAAUGGCAAAAUUUCUAUCGAUAGAGAUUUAACUUAAUCAAAUAAUAUUAUUUUUAAUAACUUAAUCAAAUAAAAAAGUUAUAUAAUUUUUGGAAUAUAUCAAUUGGUUUUAGUAUCAGUGUUCAUCACGUAAUAUGCAGAUUAUGUAGUUAUCCCAAUAUUAUCUAAUGAUUAAAGCUAUUCACAUUAGAUCAUCUUAGUUUGUCAUAUUUGAAAUAUUAUAUUUUAUUUUCAGAAAUACAAGUUCUAUGAACAAAGUACUGUGUAACGAACUACGAUAAUUUACUUAACAUAAAAUUGUUGUAAUUUUAAACAUUUGGUAUAGCACAGUUCAGAUUGAUUUAAAUUAAAUAUAAUUUUACCAAUCGUUUGAUACAUAAUCAAUUGAAUUAUUCAGUUAACAAAAAUUAUUUUCUAUAACUCAUUGUAUUAACAAAACAUUUUGUCUUAGAGAAGGAAAGAUUGCCAUGCUAUUAUAAUGCUUUACAAAUAAGAUGUACAGACUUUAAUAAAGACAUUCACAAAAUAAGUAGAUUUUAUAAAAUAAUAACAAAUAAAUAAUUUAAUGACCGUUGCAGUAAUUGAAAUAAAUGUUAGAAAUUGUAGCCAAAAACGUUUAUUAAGAAAAAAGAUUAAAAACCAAAAAAAAAAAAAAAAAAGAAAACUUGUUAAAUAACAUAACAAAAAAUUAAUUACUUUCAUUAUAGCAGAAGUACUGAUUAUGUUGAAUUACUUUUAAAUAUACGAUCUUUAAAGUGCAAUCAAAAAACAUCUGUUUUAACUUCCAAACCUUAAUAUUAUAAUAACAACAAUAAUAACAGUAUAGAUAUAAUUUGUGAUAUUUGGUUACUCAUGAUUUUCUAAAUCAUGAUUUGUUUCUGUUAAAUUAGAACGUUUAAUACUAAAAUUACAGCUAAAUGUACCAUCAUGACGAACCAUAUUUUUUUGUUUCAUUUCAGAAUUCUUAAUAUAUAGACAGUCUUCCAUAGCUUGCUGAUGUAUUACUCUGCACGUUUUUACCUAAUAUCAAAUAAUUUAUUAAAUAUUUUUUUAUUUUAUAGUACUUAUCAUUGAAAAAAAAAAUCUGUUUAAUUCAAAUUUAUAUUACCACUAAGAGAUGAGAUAAUCAAACUAAGUUUACCAUUCCUAAGUAUGUCACAGAUCUUCUCCCCAAUCCAAUUGUUAUUUCAAAUGUAAAUUGUUUACUUGCUGAAGCACUAUUUACAAGCAAAAUCAUACCUCUCAAAUCGCCUGUAUGAAGAAUUCUGAUAUUUAUAAAAAACAAUCCCAUGUUUCUUACAUAAACUGCUAAAUCAUGGUCUCUUGGUAUCAUAUAUUCUAAUUCACAAGUUUGUGUAAAUAUUCCAUUAUUCUCCUUGAACUACAACAAUAUCUGAAUUACGAAAGGAAUAACUUUCUUUCGUACAUAUAAACGAUUAUUUAAUAAUCAUACUUCAUAAAAUACAUCCUUAUGAAAAGAUUUUAAGUGUUCUACUAUCUUUUCAAAUGAUAAUGAAAUGGUACAUGAACCUAAACAACAUGGGUAAUUCCCUUUUCCAAUUUUAGGAUAGUGAAACUUUCUUUUCUCUAUUUGCUUUUGUUUUGAUCUAUUUUCCAUCCAUGUAUUAUUCGUUUGCGUUUGUUUAUUAUUCCAAAUUAAUACAUUUCUAGUUUGUACUUCUACCGAUGCUUUAGAUAUGUUUUCUGUCUGUGUAAAUACACACAUUUUAUUUUCAAGAAUUCUUCUAUUAAUUUUAUGUGUAGGAUACAUAAGGGAUGUCUAUAAAGAAUGUGAUUUAAAAUUUUAUUUAUUAUAUAACAAACAAUUUUUAUAUGCUUAAUUAGAUAUUUAUUAAAUUAUAAAAAAAUUCUUAUACAAACCAAUAUUUCUUCCAAUUUGCUUGCCAUUUCUUCAGCAAAAAAAUUUCUUGUAUUAGAAAAAUUAUUUUUACAUAUUGGGCAAUUUUGUAAUCGAUAACGACAGGAUAUGCAUAUGUGAUGACCCGAUACACAUUGUAAAAUAUUGCUUUCUGGUAUUUCACAACAUACGGGACAUUCAAGCAAACUCUCUAAAAUAUCAUACCACUGCAAAUAUAUUUUAAUUGGAAGUAAUUAUAAUUAGAAAUAUGAUAAUUAGGACUAUAAUGUACAUUAAUAUAUUUUUAAUAUAUUUUUGUCUAUGAUAUAAGCGAAGAACAAAGGGACGUACGAGAUCGUAUUUAAAUUAUUAAUAUCGAUGCAAAUUAGACAAUUAAUACUUACUUUUAGUCUGGUUUCUUCUAAUAUACUCAUUUUUACUACUUUCUUUUUAUAUAAAGUAUCUUAGAUUUUCAAAAACACACUAUUAAUAUCAUAUAAUAUUAAACAAUAUUAUCUCAACAAUUUGUUAAUAAUUAAUUAUCUUGUUUUUUUUGGGUAUUCCCCGAAGAUAUUGUUUCGCCACCAUAAAGCAGUUACAAGUUGCUACUUUACAAACUAGAUUUACAAUUAAUUUAUAACCAAUGAAAUGAAAAAAGUCCAUUGUGUUAACCAAUCACAUUACGGAAAAAUAAAAUUAAACUAUCAUAUCCCUAUUGGUCCCUAGCGAAUGACAGAAUAUAUAUAAAAAUUAUUAUAUUUUGAUAACCAUGUAUCUAACUUAUUGUAUACUUUAUUAAUAAGAAAUAAUGAAAAUAAAUUUCGAUUUUAAAUGAUUUUUAAUAUAUAAUCAUAAGGUAGAUAGAAAAUCACACAAAGCGCAUUAAAUUGUGUAGGCAAGAGAUAAGUAUAUAAGUGCAUAUAAAAAAAUCAUGGCAGGUUUUGGAAGAUUUGUUUCUCAUGGUUCUUGUUCUCAUUUUUUAAAUGCAAGAUCUUCGUUAACAAGCUCUUGUCAAUUUAUAUCAACAAAAACAAAAAAAAAUUUAGAAAGAGAUUUAUUUCCGAAUAAACCAAGAAAACCAUUAACACCAUUUUUUAAAUAUAUGAAAAUAAUGAGACCAAGCAUUGUCAAUGAAUUUCCAGAAUAUAAAUCUACUAAAAUUGUAAAAGAGAUAUCUGCAAGGUGGGCUUUAGAAGACCCUGAAUAUAAAUUUAAGUUAAAUAAAGAAUAUGAUACAGAAUACAAAGAAUAUAUGAUGAAAGUAAUAGAGUAUGAAAAAUCAAUUACUCCAGAACAAAGAGAACAGUAUAUGAUGAUAAAAAAAAUGAAUAAUAAAAAAAAAGAAAACAAAGAUGGUAAAUUACUUGGUAAACCAAAAAGACCACCUUCUGCUUUUAUAUUAUAUAUGCUUAACAUGAUAAAAACAAAUAAUUCUAUCACAAAAAAUAAGGAAUACAUAAAACAGCUAAGUAUUCAAUGGAAAGCUAUGAAUGAACAAGAUAAAAAACAGUUUAUAAAUCAAGCAGUGAAAUUAAUGGAUCAAUAUAAUAAAGAGAAAGAAGAAUGGAAUCAAAAGAGAACAAAAGAGAUUCAAAAUAAAGAUAAAAAUAUAUAGGAAAUAGUGUGUCCCACCCAAUCUAAUCAUAAAGUUUUAAAUAUCACGUUAAUUCCUUCAAAAGUAUUUAAUAAGGACAUUAUGGGUCGGGGCACAAAGAUUCCUGACUUUUCAAUAAAUAUUUCAAUUUAUGAAUAUUUUAUCGGACAGAAUUCAAUAAUUUAUAAAUAUUUUCUAAGUCGUUCUCAGUUUCAUCAUAAUCUGUAUUCUAUUUCGUUUUAUAUGGUUAAAUCCAGUGUUAUUAAAAAUGAUUUGAUGACUCAUCCCCAUGAAAAUUAUUUAUUAAAUAUAGAUAAAUGUAAAAAUGCUGCUGCAUUGAUAGAUUAUCUACCAAGUAAUAAUAACAAGAUACUGUCUGAUCCUGAUGCAAUUAUGAACAAUGUAAAAGUACAUAUUUCUAAAUCUGAAAAACAAAAUGAAAAAUUAGAAUUUAAUGUGAAAACACUGAAACAUUUAACUAAAAAUUGGGACACAGUAAAGAAGUAUGUAUUCAUUGGAAUAUUUUAUUUUCUCAUAUCGAUUUUUUGCUGUUGGAAUCUUAUGUACAGAUAACAGAUCUUCUUUUUUAUUUCCAAUCAUAGUACUUUUUAGGUUUUUUGUGUUAAUUUUUGAAUGUGUUAUAUACAUAAUUAUUAUUGAUGAAAUAAAUUUAUAUAUUAUCAAAUUAA